Messenger RNA from Paramecium octaurelia, 1376 nucleotides. The record is from the annotation of a GenBank genome assembly. NCBI's taxonomy places the organism in Eukaryota, Ciliophora, Oligohymenophorea, Peniculida, Parameciidae.
AUGAAUGAAACACAAGACAGCGACACGAACUUCGAAGUGGCCUGCUCUUAAUGUCAAACAACUCCUGACAAUUAUGUCAAAUUGGAUUGUGAUCACAAGUUCUGUCUCGUUUGUUUAGCCUACAAUUAUUUGCAAUCUCAACAGCAGAACCCAGAGUCUCAAGAUAUUGUGAAAGUGGCCAUCUGUUCCAAAUGUCAAUACGAAACCCACCUUGAUCCAGACACAAUUGAGGCCAUUCAAUACGUGAUCAAAGAGAUCAUCAUUCCACUCAUCGAAUAGAAUUAGGAAGAGCACAAUUUGGAGAUCGAUUUCGAUCUAAAAUAAUCUGAAACUAUUCGAGAAUCUAAAGCCAACUUUGCUGCUGAUAUUGCUAAUGAUUCUUAGAUCUAAAAAUUUGAAUCCAAAGAUAAAUAUGUCAACAACUUAUAAUUUCAAAAAGUAGACCAGCCCAAGGAAGUCACUGAAGUCAAGGAUAUCAAGAAAAUCAAAGAAUCAAUGGCAAAUAAAAAUGAAAUGACUCCUGCCUUGAAUGAAAGAGUACAAUUAUAUUUGGAGAGAUUGGACAAAAGUUUUAAGAACAAGUUCGAAUCCAUCAGAGACAUCCAAGAUCAGAAAUUCCAAUUCCAAUAGAAGUGCUAAUCUACAAGAGAUGAGAUCAGCCAAGAAUUUCAAAAAGUAAUGCUAUCUAUCUUAAUUAGUAAAUACUUGCUUUGGAAUCAAAAAAGAAUAGUCUCAUUAAUGAAGUCAAUGCGCUGGAAACCUAACAAUUGUUGGAAAUCCAAAAGCAAGAGAAUGAAUAUGUAUUUGUAUUCGGAAUAUCUCAAGGAAACAUAAAUUCAAUUGAUGGCUAAGUAUCAGGAGGAACUAAAGAACUUAAAGGGCUUUCCUGAAGAUUUGAGCAAAUUCUUAAUUGAAAUUGAAAAAAUUAUGACUGCCCCAUCUCAAUCUCUGUAAAUAGUAAAAUAUGUGUGCAUGAAUAGAAAUCCUUACUCUUGUCAUCCCAAAGAUAGCUAAUUCGAAUUUAAUCUCUAUCCUAAUAGACAGAAGAGAGAUUAACUUCAGAUUCCAAAAUGAUGACAUUCUAACAGAAGUUCAGUCCUGUUAAGAAUGACAGAACCAACGAAAUUUGGAAUAAGUUGAACGAAAGUGAUAAAAAGAGUAGACUUAAAGAAAGCUCAAUCUCGCAAUAAAGAUCAAAUCAAAAGAGCAGAUGGAAAGAAACCAUCCUAGAAAUCUUUGAUAAGAAAGAACAAAGUUUUGAAAGAUAUUCUAAUAAUAAAUACAACCCAUUGAAUAGAACCUACAAUAUUCAUUAAGUUUUGAAUAUGCAACAACAGAGCUUUUAAAUUUAAAAAGAAAAUUUAUUAAAAAGAUGA